Messenger RNA from Strongylocentrotus purpuratus (purple sea urchin), 3879 nucleotides. RefSeq lists its product as uncharacterized. The coding region runs from base 292 to 2025 and encodes 577 amino acids. Gene Ontology annotation, cellular component: cytoplasm; plasma membrane. NCBI's taxonomy places the organism in Eukaryota, Metazoa, Echinodermata, Echinoidea, Camarodonta, Strongylocentrotidae. The transcript has 12 exons. The record is from RefSeq and is a predicted model, not a curated record.
UCCUCAUUCGAGGAGAAAAUGUUCUCAUUUCGCUCACAAUCAGGUUCGGAGUAACAACCGAAAGACACGCAUCGCUCCAACUACAAACUGAUCAAUAUAGGGGAGCUCUUGUUUCAACAGCACUUUACUAUCACGAGGGUCAAUGUUGACUUCAGAUUUCUACAUUUGACGUUCUUCCAUAUUCUUGGUUUGUGUGGAUAUUUAUUUCAGCUUUUUACUUGACGAAGAAGAGGAUUUGAAGGUCUUUCGAGUCAUCUCUGUCGCUAGAAUAGAGGAGUGUUACGUGAGACAAUGGAUGAAGAGACUCAAGAUAAAAUCCAUGAGGGAUAUCUCAUCACAGGAGAGCAGAAGAAUUUCGAUGGAGGAUCAACUGUAGAUUUCAAGAAACGGAAUAAGGUCUACUUCAUCCUCUGGAAGCGUGGAAAACAGUUUUACAAUCUAGAAGGUUUUACAAACGAAACGGCGUCCAAAGGGAAGAGGAAGGACUCUCUUAAUAAUUUUGGAGGUAGAAAGAAAUCAGUCUGUUCUGGUAGCAUCCCAUCGUACAUUCUGAUGUCAAAGGUCGACGUUCAAAGUGUGGACAUGAAGAUAGGUCGAAAGACAAAUCACGUGAUCAUUCUCAUACACGCCAAGAUCCCCUAUUACUUCAAAACACUGAAAGAGCAAGACAUCAAACCUUGGUUUGAAGCUUUUUCUCGUGUAUCUACUGAUAUGGAGACGAUGGAUACAGACCGAAAACCUGCAGAAGAUGUGGUUCGUCGCAUUAAGCACCCUAACCACAGUAGCAUGGUGAGUAGAGACAGCGGUCGAGGUUCGUGUGCAUCCUCCGUGCGAUGGUCGCAAGAUUCGUCUGGUAGUUGGAAUAGUGACAUCAUCAGUAGCUGUCCUCCAUCACCAUCGUUCAUCCCGAAUAACAUCCGGUUCGAGAUGGAUGAAACGGAGGACCACGGGGAGGAAGAUGAUGAGGAUCGCAUCACAUCAUUAUCACCAGGGCAGAACACACGACAAAGACUCACAAAGUCGGUUAUCUACAGCAGGGUAGAAAAAAUAGGCUCGUCUGGUGAAUGUAAAAAGAAGUAUGAAUUUACCGAGGAGAGUCCUUUCGUCUGUGAUCCUGUGAAUGAACCAAGCAUCAAUAUCGAUGACGAUGACGAUGCUCCUCCCAGAUUACAACCAAAAAGCAGGGGUCGUCGAGUUUCUGAACCAACACGGGAUGCAUCUUAUCAACGUCGUGAGCAGAGCCAUUCUCCCAAGCUAGACCGGGGAAGAACCUUGGAUGGGACACCCCCUCCCUUACCAGCCAGACCCCCUUCAAGCUAUUCCAUGGGUCCCAGGAGGUCUGUUCCAAGCUCACUUAAUCAUGAACAUCUCUACGAAAAGUGCGGCCUAGUAAAAGAAAACAUCAGGUACUUGAUGUGGGAGCAGUCAAAAGUAGCGGAUGGCAUCGUGGUUGAAUUCUCUAAAGCUGAGUUACUGGAUUCAAUAGUCUUAAUCACCAUCAAUAACGAAGUUUGGGUUGCAGGUUGGAAGAAAGACCUGAACCGUCAGUUGUACGGUAAGCUACAUGUGGGUGAUAAACUGCGUCAAAUUAAUACCCAAGUAGUGACAUCUGCAGAACUAGCCUUGAAAUUCAUCCGAACAACGGCUGUCGAUAAGAUAAAUGUCACACUGGAUCGGUUACCACAUGCCAAUCUACUGAACCUUAACAGAUCGAAUCCCAGUAUACAGUGGGGUAUACAUCUCAAGUCUCACAUCGAGAUAAAAUCGCUGACGGAUGGUCCUGCUGUAACAGAGGGACUUACACCAAAGGCUAAAGCUUUCUCCUCGGGAAAACCUUGUGACUGGGUCAUCACCGAGAUCAAUCACCAACGCGUUCCUCUCGUUAAGAGUGGAAAGAAUCAGGAGUUGGUGAAAGCUGAACUUGAAGCGGACCAUUCAGAAGUCCCACUGGUAGUACAACCUCAUGACUUCAUCAAGAAACUUGCUGAUGCCAUGGAGAAGAAAAAAGGCUCUAAAUUCUACUGAAAGUCGUGAACAGUCGAUCGCUGGCUCGACAUCCUAAGCAGAGUUCCACGCUUUCUUGAGGCAGAGCUAUGUCUUACUUAUCGUUACAUCUGCCAUUUUGAAGAGAUCGCAGAAUGUGAUAAUGUGGAUAUAAACGUUUGAUGACCAGAGACAUCAGCAGGGUUGGUGGUGAUACGAAAGUUAACUUCGUUAUUACCUUUAGCAGACAGACAAUACUGCUUUUGAUCUCAGAACGUUUAUAUUUUAGUCGCAACUUGUGCCACAUGUUGGUGACUGUGAUGUUGGUUUCCCACGUUAAUGAAAUGUGCUUUCUUACUUGACAAUGUUUACAGUAAGAGCACAUUCGGGUGGUUUGCCAGUUGCAGAUUGCGACUAGUACUAUACCAAUAAAACUAUCAUCUCGCGAUGAAUCACUGUUAUCACAAACAACAUCUUCCCUAUACCAUCAAUACAUAUUUGUGAUAAAGGUAACUACAUUUUGGAAGUUUUGUCACUGUAAUGUUAGAAAAACAAUGCAUGAUGGUUCAAAACAUCCAUGUUGCGUCAUAUUUCUGUUUUAAAAACAUUGAAAGGCUCAGUACAUUAUAUAGUUGACAGUAAAAAAGUCUACAUACAGUGUACACUGUCGUCCAUAAAGUGGGCAUGUUUUUUAAUCUUACAUCAUUUCAUGAUAUGAUUGGUAUAGUAUGGUUUAGUAUUGAUAGAUAAAUGGUAUACCUUCUGUCUGAGAACUUUAGAGAUCAAUCUCUAUGAUUCUUGAGAUUGAUCAAUAAAGAUCUGAAAAGAUAUUAAGAAUAAACCAUUUGUUCACAAUCGCAUGAAAAAAGUAAACAAACUUCAUUCCACCGUCAUGGGGAACAGUGUAUUUGGUAUGUUAUGAGUUUAGUCAUACGCGAUUGUGAUAGUGUUUAUGUAAUAUUGGGCAUUUCGAAAUUAUUUGGAUGAACUAAUUGUCUUGUAAAUAUAAUGCUAUAUAAUGUAUUCUGUUUCAAAGUUUUCUGAUAUCUCUUCCGUUGAAGUUUUAACAGGAUCAUAUCUUUAAUUAUAGAGUUUGAACCUUUUACAGUUCUUAAAAUGGAAGUCCACCCUGAUAUUAGUUUAGUUUUAAAUAGAACAGACAAAUAAGAGGGACAGGGACAUUUCAAGCAAAUUCUUUGAUCGUGAAAGUGUUUAUGUAAUAUUGGGCAUUUAGAAAUGAUUUAGAUGAACUUAUUGUCUUUUUGUAUAUACAAUACUAUAUAAUGUAUUGUUUUAUUGUAUCUCCUCCGUUUUAAGCAAAUUCUGUGAUUGUGAUAGUGUUCAAUAUAGGGCAUUUCGAAAUUAUUUGGAUGAACUUUUGUCUUUUUGUAUAUAUAAUGCUAUAUAAUGUAUUCUAUUUCAAAGUUUUGUGUAUCUCUUCCGUUUUAGCAAUUUUUUUGAUUGUGAUAGUGUUUAUGUAAUAUUGGGCAUUUCGAAAUUAUUUGGAUGAACUUUUUGUCUUUUUGUAUAAUGUAUUCUGUUUCAAAGUUUUGUGUAUCUCUUCUGUUUUAGGCAAAUUCUUUUAUUGUGAUAGUGUUUAUGUAAUAUUGGGCAUUUAGAAAUUAUUUGGAUGAACUUAUUGUCUUUUUGUAUAUAUAAUGCUAUAUAAUGUAUUCUGUUUCAAAGUUUUGUGUAUCUCUUCCGUUGAAAUUUUAACAUGAUCAUAUCUUUAAUUAUAGAGUUUUGAACUUUUACAGUUCUUAAAGAUAUUACAAAGUUUUGGUAAAUUUUGAAAAUUGGCUGGAUAGUGAUUCUUUACAAAUUUGAUAUAUUUGGAUGUCCCUAUGGAUGUAUGUUAAGCACUACAAAAUUUAGCUCCUAAAAUACUUCUACUUU